Messenger RNA from Oikopleura dioica, 735 nucleotides. Lineage: Eukaryota; Metazoa; Chordata; Appendicularia; Copelata; Oikopleuridae. The record is from the annotation of a GenBank genome assembly.
AUGGAAAAAGACGUCAGAUUUGAAAUCGUGCUCGUUGGCCCCCAGCUUCGUGGAGAAUCAUCAGGCAUUCCAGAAAUCUAUGUCCAAGUUAUCACCGGAGACAAGGCGCCUUUCUACAUGAGAGAAAAGAACUUCAUGAACAGAGCUCAAGAAAUUGGCCACUUGGAUGUGAAAAUUUGGCCGGCCUGUUCGAAGCAGAAAAUUAUUGGAUCAGAGUUGACAGUUCAUGUUGAUAUCAAAUCUGCCAAAGGUCUCCCUGGCUCUGUUGACUCGACUUUCGUCAAAUACUCUCUUCUCGGGAGCAACGAGUUGAGGACGAAAAUUAAAUCAGGCCUCAAUCCAUUAUUUCAAAGCAAUUUAUCCGUUGAUUUGGGAGUCAUAACAGAAGAGUCAUACAAAAAGCUGGAAACCGAACCGCUUUGUUUCGAAAUAUGUUCUUCCCACAAACGACACUUCAUCAAAUCUCGACCACCACAAACUCAAGCUCGUCCUUCACAGAAAAUCCGCGAUAUUGAAAAAUUGAUAGCAAAGAGCAACUCGGAAGGAAUCACAAAUCUGUCUAUUUCUGACUUGUCAAUGAUACUAAACAUUCCACUUCCGCCUCCGACAAAGGCUUCAAAAGCCCCGGAGAAACCCAAAGAAGACAAAAAAGAGGAAAUUCUAGAGCCGCCAAUACAGCCACCAAGAACAGAUACCCCCAGUAGCACUUCUUCUCAAACAUGUAUCAUUCUGUAA